Musca domestica (house fly) is the source of this 1014-nucleotide messenger RNA. Its product is annotated as parkin coregulated gene protein homolog. Gene Ontology annotation, molecular function: Hsp70 protein binding; Hsp90 protein binding. The transcript is spliced from 5 exons. The record is from RefSeq and is a predicted model, not a curated record. The coding region runs from base 103 to 924 and encodes 273 amino acids. NCBI's taxonomy places the organism in Eukaryota, Metazoa, Arthropoda, Insecta, Diptera, Muscidae.
UCAAAUUGCCAACUUAAUUUUCUGUUCAUUCAUUUUAGGUAAUUUCUUGAAAAUCAAUUGGAAUUUGGAAAAAUAAAUUGUAAUUUGUUUGCCAAAAAGAAUAUGUGUCCUGAAGUUAAGGAAAGUGUACAUCAUCUGACGGGAAAGCAAUGUCGGGAGCUAUUAUACAUGAGAAUGAAAAAGCCAAAACGCAUUGUGCCGGCUUUUACCUAUCAAGCUCUGCAAAGCAAUACGAUCGUGGAACCUCCAAGAAAAAUUGACCUGUUCAAAAAGCGACCUGUGAAGGAAACAUUCUUUAGAGUCUAUUUGAGACGUGGUGACAUACCGGUGGCCCGGUCUGGCAAAGUAUUGCGCAAGAAAAAUGCCACUGAAUUUCCCUUGAAAUGGUUUUGUGCUCCACAAGAUUUGGAUUAUUGUUACUAUUUGCCAAUAUUUGUGGAUGGAUUAUCCGAUAGUGACAUUGAAAUUCGCCAGUUGGCCCAAUAUGGCGCAAUGGACAUGAUUGUGAAAGCUCCGCACAAGGUUUUACCGGUAUUACCGAAAAUGAUUUUACCCUUUAAAAGAGCCUUCAACACCAGGGACAAGAGAAUUAUUAUUGCCGCUCUUAAGGUCCUACAGAUGAUGGUCUUGGUGGCCCCUUGCGUUGGCCAGGCCUUGGUGCCCUACUAUCGUCAACUUUUGGCCGUUUGUAAUUUAUAUAAAAAUUUGAAUGUAAAUUUAGGCAACUUUAUUGAUCCGGAUCGUGAGCGACGCAUUGCGGAUGUUAUUGAGGAUACACUGAAUGCCUUGGAGAAAUGUGGUGGCCCGAAUGCCUUCAUAAACAUCAAGUACAUGAUACCAACCUAUGAGAGCUGUGUUUAUCCACUUUGUGAUUUAGGAGUAGAAAAUUCUCCAGCAGAAUCUAGCCACCAAAAGAAAUAUUGAUUUGUUAAAUAUUUAUUUGAUUUUUUCUUAAACAAAUGUAUGUUUUAUGAUAUAUAAAAUUGCAUUUUUCGUACUGCUUUUGACGUUUAA